This is a messenger RNA of Medicago truncatula (barrel medic), 1610 nucleotides long. RefSeq names its product hydroxyproline O-galactosyltransferase HPGT1. The transcript has 12 exons. Lineage: Eukaryota; Viridiplantae; Streptophyta; Magnoliopsida; Fabales; Fabaceae. Gene Ontology annotation, molecular function: galactosyltransferase activity. Gene Ontology annotation, cellular component: Golgi membrane. The coding region runs from base 113 to 1141 and encodes 342 amino acids. The record is from RefSeq and is a predicted model, not a curated record.
GAAAAGGAAAAAGAAAAGUGAGAGGUUGGUGACUUUGUUCCCAGAAGCAAGCAAAGAAAGAGUCUCUCUCGCAUAACAACAUUGUUGAACAGAAUUGGAUUCGAAAUUCAAAAUGCAGAGCAAGGGAUCGAGUCACAGACUCUCCACUAUGGCGAAUCGAUCUCGAAUCCCUGCACUCUUCAUCUCCAUGUUUGCCACUUUCGCUUCUAUCUACGUCGCCGGAAGGUUAUGGCAAGACGCACAAAAUCGCGUUUAUCUCAUCAAAGAGCUUGAUAGAAUCACUGGCCAGGGGCAAUCUGCUAUAUCAGUGGACGAUACAUUGAAGAUCAUAGCCUGCAGGGAACAACAUAAGAAGCUUGAUGCGCUAGAGAUGGAACUUGCUGCAGCUAAACAAGAGGGUUUUGUUUCAAAGGGAUUGAUUGAGACCAAUGGGACUUACUCUAAGAGACGACCCUUGGUAGUCAUAGGUAUACUCACAAAGUUUGGGCGAAGGAAGAAUAGAGAUGCCAUUCGUAAAGCUUGGAUGGGAAGUGGUGCAGCUUUAAAGAAAAUAGAAGAUGGAAAGGGCAUUAUUGUGCGGUUUGUUAUUGGUAGAAGUCCAAAUCGUGGAGACAGUCAGGAUAAAGACAUUGAUCGUGAGAAUAGGUUGACGAAUGACUUCCUAAUUCUAGAUGAUCACGUAGAAGGAAGCCAGGGACACCCAGAGAAGGCUAAAUUGUUUUUUGCUCACGCUGCAGACGAAUGGGAUGCGGAGUUUUAUGCUAAAGUCAAUGAUGAUGUUUAUGUAAAUAUUGAUGCCUUGGGUGCUACGCUUGCAACUCAUUUGGACAAACCUCGUCUUUACAUGGGGUGCAUGAAAUCAGGCGAAGUUUUCUCCGAACAGAACCACAAAUGGUAUGAACCAGAAUGGUGGAAGUUUGGUGACAAAAAAUCAUAUUUUCGUCAUGCAUCAGGAGAGAUGUAUGUCAUAUCUCGAGCUUUGGCUAAAUUCAUAUCAAUAAACAGAUCUAUUCUUCGUACCUAUGCCCAUGAUGAUGUGAGCGCUGGAUCCUGGUUUAUUGGACUUGAUGUGAAGCAUGUUGAUGAGGCAAAGUUUUGUUGCUCGUCUUGGUCGACAGGAGCAAUUUGUGCGGGUGUUUGAGUUGAUUCCAGUGCACUGUUUUAAGAAGACUAUCAAUGUAAUAUACAAGGUUCCUUGAGAGUUGUCUCUUGAUACAGAAGUCCAUCCUUACAUUAACUUGUGAGCACAGUUCGCAAAUUCAUUGGUUCAAGUCAUCACACAUACUAUACAACAAAAGAUUUACCUCUACGUACAAGUUCUUCUAAUCCACUUUAUGGUUCUUUCAUGGGUAUAGGAGAGGAAGAUAACUCUUCUCUUGGCAGAACUUCCUAAAUGUACUUUAAAAAAAAUAAAAAAUAUUUUUAGGAGUGACAUGGUGGGCUGUGGAGCGAUUUUGUAUUUUUUGUACAUUGUAUACUGCUGGGAAUUUUGAGUGAUGAUUAUGUUUUAGGUAAAAGCUAGGGUGGACAAGUGCUCCAUGUGGUCCACCUUGGUCAAAGGCUUUUUUGUAAUAUUAUUAUCGUGAAGUGCUUUUGUUUUUUCAAAUUUA